CAAUACUCACUGGAUAUACGAUGUUUUUCUGAAUUUUAGAGGAGAUGACACGCGAAGAGGCUUUACAGAUCAUCUUUAUGCUGCUCUGGACAGGUUCAGUGUUUACACAUUCAAGGAUGAUGAAGAGCUCCGCAAAGGGGGCUACUUGCCCACUGAGCUCUUGGAGGCGAUUGAGGGGUCCAAGAUUUCCAUUCUCGUAAUCUCGAAAACUUAUGCCUCCUCCAGUUGGUGUCUAGACGAGCUCGUGAAGAUCUUGGAAUGCAAGGAGAUGUUGAACCAGCUGGUGGUUCUUCCCAUAUUCUACCAUGUUGAUCCUUCCCAGGUACGCAAACAAACAGGCGAUUUUGGCUAUGCAUUCACUCAACACAGAGAACGAUUUGGUGCAGAUAGAGUUGGUGCGUGGAAAGCUGCACUCACUAAGAUUGCAGGUUUUAUUGGUUGGCAUUUGAAAGAAGUUGGAGACCGGUCUGAAUCAGAUUAUAUCAAUGAAGUUGUGGAGGUGGUCCAACAAGAAUUGAACCAUACAUACUUGGAUGUUGCUAGACACCCAGUUGGAAUUGAUGCUCGUGUGGCCGAAAUACAUGCUUUAUUACAAAGUGGAGGAAAGGAUGAUGUUCGUAUCAUUGGGAUUUAUGGCAUGGGUGGUGUAGGCAAAACAACCCUUGCAAAAGCUCUAUUUAACAAAAUUUAUAGAAUGUUCCAAGGUUGUAGCUUUCUUGCUGAUGUUAGAUCAAAAGGUUUAGACCGCUUACAAGAGAAACUUCUUCGUGAAACUCUCAGCACAAAGAAAUUUGAAGUUGACAAUGUUCAUAGGGGAAUUAGUUUGGUCAAACAAAGACUUGGAUUUAAAAAGCUUCUAGUAGUUGUUGAUGAUGUAAACCAUUUGAGUCAAUUGGAAGCAUUAGUCAGAGAGCCAAAUUGGUUUGGUCCAGGCAGCGUAAUUAUAAUUACAACUAGAGAUGUUCACUUGCUAAAUUGCCUUGGAAUAGAAGAAAUGUAUGAAGUUAAAAGGUUAAGUACCUGGGAAUCUUUGCAAGUCUUUAGUUUGCAUGCAUUUGGGAAUCCAGUCCCGUUGGCGGCAUAUGCAGAACUGACAGAUAUGAUAGUAAGUUAUUCUUUGGGACUUCCUUUGGCACUUACAGUUCUAGGUUCACAUUUUCGUGGAAGAAAGUCAAUUCAAGAAUGGCAAGAUGACUUUAAGAAAUUAUCAAGGAUUCCUCAUGAUGAUAUUUUGAAGAUUCUCAAAAUUAGUUAUGACGCACUCGACGAUGAUACUCAAAACAUCUUCUUAGAUAUUGCAUGCUUUUUAAUAGUUGGAUUCUCUAAAGAAACCGCUGUUGCGCUGUUGAAUGGUAGUGGUUUCUGUGCUGAAAGUGGAAUUAGAAUUUUAAUUGAUAAAUGCUUGUUAGCAGAGGAUCUUUCUAUGCAUGCCUUAGUCCGGGAUAUGGGAAGAGAAAUUGUUCGCAAGGAAUCACCUACACAGCCUGGAAAGAAAAGCAGAUUGAUUUUCACUGAUGAUGUAUGUGAUGUUCUCAAGGACAACAAGGGUACUGAAGCAAUUGAAACGAUGAUCAUAGAUUUGCCAGAGAAUGUGAUUUUGGAUGCUGAGGUGUUCUCUAAAAUGACCAGAUUAAGGUUACUCAAAAUCUUAUCCAUGAAUGUUAGGGGAUCUUUAAAAUACUUGUCUAAAGAUCUCAGAUUGCUUUAUUGGGAAAAUUGCCCUUUGAGAUGCAUAUCAUUUGAUCUUUGCUUGACAAAACUUGUCAUUUUAAAAAUAAAAGGAGGCAAUAUUGAGAAAUUUCAACCUAAUUUGCAGGAUUUUGGAUGCUUGGAGGUCUUAGAGCUUGUUGGUUGCAAGAAGCUUAAAAGAGCCCCAAACUUUACUGGAGCACGUAAUCUAAAGACAUUGUCCCUCUAUGGUUGUCCCUUGCUGGAAAUUGUACAAGAUCUUCCACUUAGCCUAGUGAAACUGUCCACACGUUAUUGUCCAUUGCUGGAAAAUGUACAGGAUCUAUCUGGCUUAUUAGAACUACAUGAAUUGUAUCUUUAUGAGUGCAGUAAUUUGAUUGAGCUUCGAGGUGUGGAGAGUCUGGUUAAUUUAGAGCGCAUUGACAUAAAUGGUUGCAGCACUCUGAGCAGUAAAUCUUGGUGUGUGAAGUUGUUCAAGGCACUUCUUCAAAACCCAAACCAUCAACAGUUUAGAAUGUGGGUUUCAAAUGACAUGGUUUCAAAAGACUUGUGCAGCAACGAAGUAGUUGGAGUUGGAUGUUCAUCAAAUUACAGUUUGCCAUUGUUUUUGAAGAAAAAAGGGAUAUUUGUUGGUGUGAAUGUUUACGGUCGUAUUGAUUCACAACACGAAAUGAAUGGAAGGACAGAGCUGAUAGCUCCACAUAAUGAUGUGUCUUUGGAGUGCAGAGUAUAUGAUCUUUUGACAGAACCCAAUAAAUUCAGAGAAGUAGAGGAGCUUAUAGAGUUUUAUUCAUCGCCUGUGAAAACAAGGGAACUCAAUAGCCUUCUUCAAACAUAUGUAGCAUAUGAAGAAGAUGAUGAUGGUGGGGUAUACUUCAUUCCUAUCAACCCAAAGGUGGUGAUGAAAUUCGAGGCUGAAUGUAGAGAUGGUGAGAGUAGAGAGCAGCAGAAUGAAGAAGGGAGUAGCAGUAGCAUAUGGGAUGUUGUAUUUGGAUGUGUUGGUUUUUGUGACACACACAAUUAGCAAUUAGGUAGGGGCACUCUUUAGGAGUUUAGGCAAAUCAAACUUCACCUUUCUCGGGUAACCCCAGCCAAGUUGAUCUGGAUAUUGACUUGACAACCACAAAGUUACAAGUUUGACUUUC
Messenger RNA from Ipomoea nil (Japanese morning glory), 2834 nucleotides. Its product is annotated as disease resistance protein TAO1-like. The coding region runs from base 269 to 2713 and encodes 814 amino acids. Lineage: Eukaryota; Viridiplantae; Streptophyta; Magnoliopsida; Solanales; Convolvulaceae. The record is from RefSeq and is a predicted model, not a curated record. Gene Ontology annotation, molecular function: ADP binding. The transcript has 8 exons. Gene Ontology annotation, biological process: defense response; signal transduction.